AAUGGACGUAGAGAAGAUAUGCCGCACUUGCUUGAGCCUAUCAGGGCCUUUUCUGUCUAUAUACGAAGGACAAAAUGGAGCCGGAACCGCAGGAUGUUUAGCCGACAUGUUGCAGCAUUUCACUAAAACACAGCCGCGUCUCGAGGAUAAUUUACCUAAGAAGGUGUGCCUCAGUUGCAUUAGUGAGAUAAAUCACUGUUACUCCUUCAAGCUAAAAUGUGAGAACUCCAAUCGGACAUUACACCAACUGCUGCCCAAUGCCAAUGCAUGGCCCGAAGACACCAGCACAGAGGAAAAGGCUGUGCAGACAACGACAACAAUAUCUACUUCACGAGAAGUUCAGACAGAUACGCCGCCGGCUGAAGAGAAAAGUACAGUAGAAGCUAGCUAUGAUAACGAUGUGGAUGAUGAAGAUUUCUACGACAUAGCGGCUCUCGGUAGCGAGGAGCCCGCGGAUUCCCAGACUAAAAUCUCAGAGAAUAUCAUUCUGCAGGUGGAAAAAGAUGACAUGAAAUAUGAAACCGAAAUGAUUUACAAUCAAGCCACUGGAGAACUGCACGAACAGACAACUGUUGAAACGUUGGGAAGUAAGCAAAAGGAGUACAAAUUUACGAUAUUUAACAACGCCAAUGGCGAAACAGAAAUUGCACCCACGCCAUCAGUGCCAGAGUCUGUGUCCCAUGUGACCACUCGAAAAGGCGCAGCAAAGUUGCUGCAACAGCAGAUGGAACAGCAGCAAGAGCAGGCACCAAUACAAAUUCAAGGGAAGCGGAACAUACGUCGUCGUAGGGCGGCAAAUUCAGAAGAAUUGCAAGAAACGUCAACCACCCCGCCAAAGCAACUGAAAUCGACGGUAGCUUCUAAAGUUCCGAACGGAACGAUUGCGUCCAUAACGACACCAACGUCAGUUAAUUCUAAUGUAAAGCUCAAGUACCGCUGUGAGCGCUGUAAUGCUGGUUUCGCUCUUGAAAAAUCGCUCGCCAUACAUCGCCGACAAAACGGCUGCACAAAUCUCAGUUUUAAGUGUAACGAAUGUGAGAGAGUUUUUGUUUCAAUGGAUCAUCUAAACGAACAUCAGGCUACGCAUAGUUCAUAUAACUGCACCGAAUGCUCCGAAGUAUUCGAGACAAAGGAGGAUCUCGGCCGGCAUAUGGUCCAGGGGCACAAGCGAAAUUUGCGUAAUCAAUGUACCGUGUGCCAAAAAGUUUUUACUAUGCUUUCCACCCUUCGAGAUCACAUGCGCAUCCACACAGGCGAAAAGCCUUUUACUUGCAAAACUUGUGGCAAGAGCUUCACACAAAAUGCCAAUUUACGGCAACACAUGCUACGCCACUCGGACAUAAAACGUUUCAAAUGCGAAUUGUGUCCUCACUCCUUCGUGACCAAGGCAGAGCUCUCAUCUCAUGCGCGCACUCACACCGGCGACAAGCCCUACGAGUGUGACUCCUGUAGUGCGAAGUUCACCACCUCGUGUUCGCUGGCCAAACACAAGCGGAAGCAUACGGGUGAGCGGCCAUAUGCUUGCGACUUGUGUCCACUGCGUUUCACGGCUCUAAAUGUGCUGAAAAACCACCGGAGGACUCACACAGGGGAAAAGCCAUAUGUGUGUCCUUAUUGUUUUAAAAGCUUUACACAGCGCGGCGAUUGUCAAAUGCACAAGCGUACUCAUCAGGGCGAAAAGAUAUAUAUUUGUCCAGUGUGCAGUCAGGAAUUCAAAUCGAUGGAGGAUAUGCGUAGCCAUUUGAUUUUGCAUGACCAGCAGGAGAAGGAGUUGGUACACUAUACGCUGCUCAGUACCAAGGAAAAUGCGCUGCAUGAUGAUGAGGAAGAUGCCGAUGAGGAGGCAGACGAAGGAGAGACGACUCAAACACUAGUUCUGUAAAACCUUAACGCUAAACUGAGUUUUUAAUUUUCCCUGUGGGAAAUCCUAUUAAAGUCCAGAUAGGAAUAACUUUUAAAACUUA
Messenger RNA from Scaptodrosophila lebanonensis, 1964 nucleotides. Its product is annotated as zinc finger protein 436. The coding region runs from base 2 to 1882 and encodes 626 amino acids. Gene Ontology annotation, cellular component: nucleus. Gene Ontology annotation, biological process: regulation of transcription by RNA polymerase II. NCBI's taxonomy places the organism in Eukaryota, Metazoa, Arthropoda, Insecta, Diptera, Drosophilidae. The transcript has 3 exons. The record is from RefSeq and is a predicted model, not a curated record. Gene Ontology annotation, molecular function: RNA polymerase II cis-regulatory region sequence-specific DNA binding; zinc ion binding; DNA-binding transcription factor activity.